Molecule: messenger RNA, 9856 nt
Organism: Colossoma macropomum (tambaqui)
Lineage: Eukaryota; Metazoa; Chordata; Actinopteri; Characiformes; Serrasalmidae
Gene: nfixa
Product: nuclear factor I/Xa
Exons: 14
Coding region: 69-1739 (556 amino acids)
Biological process (GO): regulation of transcription by RNA polymerase II
Cellular component (GO): nucleus
Molecular function (GO): DNA-binding transcription factor activity, RNA polymerase II-specific; RNA polymerase II cis-regulatory region sequence-specific DNA binding
Source: RefSeq, a predicted model, not a curated record
UGACUCGAAGCCUUUAAGGGAGAGAGCAUGGGUGUCUGAGGCUGCUGGCGAGUUUCCCCUGCACAACCAUGGCCACAGAAUCGUAUCUGGUGCAUGAAGAGGCGAGCAGAGGAGCCGGACUAGCGGAGUGUUUCCUCGUUCCCGACACUUACAGGGAUGAGUUCCAUCCCUUCAUCGAGGCGCUCCUGCCGCACGUGCGCGCCUUCUCCUACACCUGGUUCAACCUUCAGGCGCGCAAGCGCAAGUACUUCAAAAAGCACGAGAAGCGCAUGUCCAAGGAUGAGGAGCGCGCCGUGAAAGAUGAGCUUUUAGGAGAAAAGCCUGAAAUAAAGCAGAAGUGGGCCUCACGCCUGCUGGCCAAGCUCCGCAAGGACAUCCGGCCCGAGUUCCGCGAGGACUUUGUGCUCAGCGUGACGGGCAAAAAGCCGCCGUGCUGCGUGCUCUCCAACCCGGACCAGAAGGGCAAGAUGAGGCGCAUCGACUGCCUCCGACAGGCCGACAAGGUGUGGAGGCUGGACCUGGUCAUGGUCAUCCUGUUCAAGGGCAGCCCGCUGGAAAGCACGGACGGAGAGCGGCUGGUGAAGUCGCCUCAGUGCUCCAACCCCACCCUCUGCGUCCAGCCGCACCACAUCGGCGUCUCUGUCAAAGAGCUGGACCUCUACCUGGCCUACUUUGUCCACUCGCCAGAAUCAGGACAAUCAGACAGUUCCAGCCAGCAGGCAGACUCGGACAUCAAACCUCCACCAAACGGACAUUUGAGCUUCCAGGAUUGCUUCGUAACGUCAGGGGUUUGGAACGCGGCCGAGCUAGUACGAGUGUCACAGACCCCGGUUGCCACGGCGUCCGGUCCUAAUUUUUCAUUGGCUGACCUGGAGAGUCCGGGUUACUACAACAUCAACCAAGUAGCGCUGGGCCGGCGCUCGCUGACAUCACCACCAUCUACCAGGGCCGAGGUGGAGCUGUACGCAAGUCUUCCUCGGAGCUCCACUAAACGUAAGUCUAUAGAUGACAGCGAAAUGGACAGCCCAGUUGAUGACGUAUUUUAUUCCACGCGCUCUCCUGCUGGCACCAGUUCACAAUCCAGCGGCUGGCCCAACGAUGUGGACACAGUGCAGCACCACUUGGCGAGCGUUCAGGAGAGGAAGAUUAAACAUGAAAACGAUGGCGUGCAGUUUCCUUACCAUGGGCUGUCCUCUCCCGGGUCUCUAAAGAAGCCGUCGGGGAAAUUCGAUUUCGGCGCCCUGUCGGCUCAGACGAGGUCCCCCCGCAUGGCCUUCACACACCACCCACUGCCCAUGCUGGCGGGAGUGAGACCAGGGAGUCCCCGUGCCUCUGCCUCAGCCCUCCAUUUCCCCUCUCCCUCCAUCAUCCAGCAGUCCAGCCCGUACUUCACUCACCCCACCAUUCGCUACCACCACCACCAGGACCCGCUCAAGGAGUUUGUUCAGUUCGUCUGCGCCGAUGGCACGGCCCAGCCUGGCGCUCAGCCUAACGGGAGCGGUCAGAGUAAAAUGUCCGGCUCUUUCCUGCUGCCUCCGCCUCCUCCGGUGGCGCGGCCGGUGCCCCUCCCCAUGCCCGACCCCAAACCCAGCCACACACACCCCGACGGGGGACUCGGCUCACCCACAUCACCCUCAUACUCCUCGCCAAGCUCCACAGCUUCCAACAGGUUUGUCGGCAUCGGAGCACGGGACAACUUUCUAAACAUCCCACAGCAGACACAGUCUUGGUUCCUUUGACAAGAUCCUUCUGAAACACACAGACGUGAGGUCUGUAGCCGAAACGGGAAACACAAAGCUAGGUAUGGACUGCAAUUAGCAUAUCACACACCCCAAUUGACUUAAACCUGCAAGCACCCUGAAACCUUCAACAUGAGCCCUGUAAUGAGGAAUCCAGAAACCUUCCAAAUGAUUCUUCAUACCUGAAAAACUUCCACAUCUACAAAAAGCCUGGAAAACUUCCACAAGAUUAUCCAAAAAGCCUGAAAAACUUCCACACGAUUCUUCAAAAACCUGGAAGACGUCUGCAUGAUUCUGCAAAUCUGGUAAGAAAAAAUAAAACAAACCAGAUAACAGUGACACAGACAGCAUGGAAUGGAUGAUGUUCGGAAAACCGGAAAACUGUUUUGAAUAAAACAAACAAACAAAAAAAAAGACUUGAUUCCAUUCAGGAUGAAAAAAGAGACAUCUCACUAAGUCUUUAUAAUGUUACCAAGGCAACCUGAAUAUUGACCAAUCCCUUUUUUUUUCAUCCGUCAUUUUUCUUGUUUUCAAUCAUCCACCAAUCACGCAGCAUGGCCAAGAGAUUCCGUUUUCACUCAGCCACAGUUUUAGCUGAUUGGUUGAGAUUUAAUAAUUGCUGUACUUUCUGUCCAAUGAAAAAUACGUUAAAGGACGAAUUACCUGGAUGAUUUAAUUCCGCCUGCAUGACGUCAUCUUCAUUAUCCGCAUCGACCAUCUACACCGUUCAGCCGUGCUUCACCCUUAAGCCAGUGGUUUGAGCAUGGCCACACCCAUGCAUCUGAUUGGACGAGAAAUGCACUGGUCUGAUUGGCUUGCUUCCAGUUGGCCAGCUUCCAGUGGGGGGUGCUAUUCAAAUAUGUUUGACAUGCACAAGAAAUUUCUGUGACUGAUUUCUUGUCACAUAGUGACUGACUGACAGGGACGCAACAUUUGAUGUGCAGUUUACCCUGUACACGUAUGCACUAUUCAAAAUGAGAUUUGAUAAGGGAUGACUUUUGUGUGGGGGCUUAAAUACUGUGAUCAGUACUGGCAGCAGGGCGAGCUAGCUUUGUGAUAAAACUUCUUUGUUUUGUUUUUUUCUUUUGUUAUUUUUUUUGGCAAGCAGGCUGUCGCAGCACAAUAGGGUCGCCUUGGCACCCUUUCUCACUCUUAUACACUCACAUACACACACACAGAAUGCACAAAAAUGCGUCUUUCCUAGCAAUACAAAAAACAAACAAAAGAAAUUAGGGGUGGGCAAUAUAGCACAAAUAUAACAUCACAAUACUUGUACACAUCGUCACAAUACAACACAAAUCAUUACAUUUGGUUUUUCUGAAGCCUCAGUACUGCCACAUUUCAACAUUACUGUCAAAAACUAAGAACAAUAAUUUUUGGUCAGAUUUUUACACACUGUGCUGCACUUAAUUCAGUUAAACAAGAUUUAUUAUGCUUUACGUAUUGAUAAUAUCCACAGUAUUCUCAGAAAAAACACAUCACGAUACAGUAAAAUAACGCCAUAUUUCCCACCUCUACAACAUGCAACUGACCAUCUACAAUCAAGUUUUUCAUUAUUAGCUAAUCACAGUAAUAUCGAUAUUAGCAAUAGACCGAAGACAGUGAUGGAUAAAAUAAUUAUGUUGUAAAAAAUAAACGUGUUGUAAGGCCUUUAUGGAUGCAUGAAUGCUACUGGUGUAACCAGCCAUGGUAGUUAUAAUGCUGUGGCAGAAUUAUAACAUUGGAUAAGAGUUUUGUUAACACCUGAAGGCAGCAUUUGUAGGGCUACAUUACAGUUACAUAAGCCUGUAAUGGCAACUGACAUAAUCCUCUGUAAACAUUUAUAAAGGCUGCUUUUGUCAAUGCUGAUGUUAUUUCACCUCAGAAAUUUGUUGAAAUAAGCCUUUUUAAGUGUUUAUGUAGGUUUUCGUCAGAUUUCUAGGUGUUGUGUAGCCUUAUGCAUGCCGCUCUUAUGCUGCGUUCAUGAAGGGUUAAUGACACGUGCCAUUAAAGUAUGUACUACCGUCCUUCAGUUUCAGUGCUACCAUUUCAGUGUCUAAACUUUAGUCAGAAGUUCAGAAAAAAAGUCUCUCUCUGCUGAUAUUCUUCUGGGUUUUUCUUUUGUUUUGCAGUUGGUUUUGUUUUGUUUUCUCUCAUUGUCUUUUUGGUUUAGUUUUGACCAGUUUCAUUUUGUGUUGUCUUGGUUUAUUUUUGGCUACAGAAUUAACUGCAUGCGAGUUUACUUUGGGUUUGCUUACAUUUCCUGUCCCAGUUAACAAUAACAAAUAUUUUAGGAUGACUUCAUUUUUCAAAACCAUAACAGCUGGAUAAUAUCAACAUCUCUCUUGUGAUUUCAUGGUUUAGGGUUGUUGCCAUAGUGACAGCCUCCUUCAUCAGUACUAUAUCAUACCCUGCCCUCCGGUCGCUUUCAUCCUCAGUGCUCACUCCCUGUCCAAGAAGGAGGUUGCUCUUCAUCUCGCUGACAUCACUUCCUGCACGCUCUGUUUCUGUGUUUAAUUUCAUCAUUCAACAGCUGCCAGUUUAAUCCAUAACGUCCUGCAUUACACCGCCAGUAAUCGUGGUGUGAGCAUCACAGAUCAUUCUCAAUGGAGCAUACGCACACACACACACACACACACAAACACGAAAGCACACACUUUCGGAUUGCACUAUGAUAUACAAUUAAAACCCUUAAAACUAACAAAGGGAAGCCUUUCAUUCAGUUUGGCUGAUGCUAUUCCACUUAUGACUUUUAUUUUUAUUUAAUCUGAACAUGAACAAACCAAUAACAGCAUUAGUGUCAUAAUCCAGCAAUACACUACAUACACUCUGAACUAGGGCUGUCACAAUUGAAUUUUUAGUAUUUGAGUAAUUUACAGAUUACCUUAAUGAUUAAUUGGGUAAAAACGACAAACUAGGAAGCCUUUAAGAAGGUAUCGCUGCUGUCUGAAUAAAACCUCCUAUCUCCAUUUUCAUCAAUUUUCAGUUUUUAACAUAAUUCAACAAUGCCUGUUGCCCUUUACAUUAUGUCAAAAAUUCAUGAUGAAUGGACCAAAAGAAAUGCCCUGAAAUUGGUUCUGGUUCCAUUGACUUACAUUAAAAGUAAAGUAUGUUUUUUCCUUCUCCUGUAAAGUUACCAUUUUGGAGAUACAAGGUUUUGUUCCGACAACAGCGGUAUAUACACCACUCAAACGUUUGGACAUGCCUACCAAUAGAAGGUUUCCUCAUUUUUAGUAUUUUUUCACAAUUUAAAAUAAUCAGACAUCAAAACUUUUGACUUUUGCCAUCUUUUUGUCUAGAUGUAGUUUCAGGCCCUAUUGACCAUUCUCUUGAACAGCUUCAUGAGGAGCCUCCUGAAAUUAAGAAGAUACACACAUGCUGAGACCCUGUUGUCACUGAAAACCACUUGUUUUCAAUGUUAAAUGAAAUACAAUUUAAAUUUUUGUAGAAGUUUCAUUCAUAAGCAUCUUUUCACUAUUUGUAUUUAUAUUUAAGAUUAAGAAAAAUAUAUCACCAUUGUUGGAACAAAACCUUGCAUCUCCAAAACGGUAACUUUACAGGAGAAGGAAAAAACAUACUUUACUUUUAAUGUAAAUUAAUGGAACCAGACUUUUUUCCAAGUAAUUUUGGGCCGUUUCCUUUGGGCCAUUCAUCGUGAAAUUUACACACAAUGUAAAGAACAACAGGCAUUUUCAAAUUAUGUAAGAAACUGAAAAAUUGUUCCGACAGCGGCGAUAUUCGUAUCGAAUUGUAUCUAUAUGUGUACGCUGUAUAUGCUGAUCCAUCGAGAAGGUACAUUUUAAUGGUAAUUGUGACAGCCCUAGGCGUAAACACUACAUAUAUGCACUCAAAACCACUGCUAUCACAAAAUAACUGGACUGCCUGGCUGUCAGUCACAUGUCAGGGAUUCUCAUUGGCUGAGACCAGCUCAAAGCCCCUCCCCCUCUUUGGCUCUUCCACGCAGCUCAGUAAAAUUCUAAUUACCCACCAUGCGUCAAAGUGCCUCUGUACCCCCCCCCCUCUAUAUGCAACCUAUCUGGCAUUGAUUUCAGGGUGUGUACUCUGUGUAUAAGCUACAGAAUUAAUGUACUAUAAUGUAUCAUGGCUUAGCAAGAACCAGAACAUAGGAGACUGGAAACAUCGCAAUUUAUAAAUAUAUAUAUUAUCCAGACUUAAUAUCAUGCUCGUACAUGCUGUAUAUAUAUGGAAAUAUGUAUAGUAGCUCUUCUAUGAAAUAUGGCAGUCUAGUUAUUUUUUGACAUUUUUCCCAGUCAGUGAUGUCAUCUCACAUUGUCCUCCAGGUCAAAAAGAAAAUCAUCAUCCAACCCACAACAUCAUCAUCAUAGUGUGAGUUAUCACUCCUGGUCCAGGCCUGUAGAUGAAACGAUACAAAACACCAUCAACAGACAAGUGAAUUAGUCCAUGCGCUGCCCACAAAUGUGUUUCUUCAUAGCAACUGUCGCCAAGGUGAGCAGAUUUACUGAAUGUGGACAAAAAUUCCAUUGAAUUCAAUGCGAAUCUGUAGGACACAACUUUACACAGAGUGCAUUAUCAGUGUCAGAUGAUAUUUAUUUUAUGUGCAUGUCAAAGGUCACAGUAAGGAUAGAUCGGGUGUAGUUAGCAUGGUAGUUGUUAUUUGCAAAGCAACCCACAUAGUUUCGAUUAGCAACAACAUAGCCCAGCUUGGUAGUGCAGCAUUUUAAACUGGAAAUGUAAAAUAAAUGCAGAUCAGAAAUACUAAUGCAUAUUUGUUACAUGCCAUGAUGUACUCCCAAAUGAAACUUACCAGGGAGGGUUUCCUGAGUGCUUUCUGUCAAUGUACUUAUGUUAUAGCUGAAGAUUGGGGGGAGGAUCGUGGCUGAAACCCCUCCUUCUUUCAACCUAAGACCCUAUAAAUUCACAUCCUCACCUUCCGUUCCCAUGAUGAAGGGUUCGCAAUCCCUACCACCCCAUCUCCCCCCUGUUCCUCGGUCGUGCAUGAGUCCUACUACAGCUAUGAGGGGGGUCUGGCCUUCUAGCUACAGGCAUAAGGCAGAACUCCAGCCCAAGUUCUCAUAGUUCUCCCCCUCCCUCAAUCAGUCCUCCCUCAUACUACCACCACCAUGUUAAAGGCAUAAUCUGAACUCACAGAAUGAUAGGGGUGAAGGGAGGGGGAGGUGAAACCUGAUCUUAUUGGUUAAUAUUAUUUUUCCUGGUGAUAAAAAGUCACAAAGCUGUGAUUAAAGAUUAUGAGAGAACAAGAGUUUUGCCUAAAUAUGACCUGAGAGAUGAACUAACAAGGUAAAAAAGUAACUAAACUAAAACUGAGUUGUGCACUACGUUGUCUCAUUGGGUUGAACUGGAUUUUUGUCAGAGUUUUGUAAAACGUAUCCAAUCUUGCAGCUAUGAAAGAGCAUAUUUGUGGGCGGAGCAUGGACAGGUCAAACGACUAAAUCAUUGGUUUUCUUUGUUGGGAAAGUAUAGUAUUCAUGAUAAUGGUAAAGAAGGUGGUGUUUGUGGACUGAGCCGUGUGCAAUGUGUUGGUAAUUGAGAAUUUGAGAAUUUUAAGAAAGCAGUCUUUUUUUUUUUCUUUUUCCUAAAGUCCACUCGUCCUGGACUCUAAACUCGAGGGCCAUGAGUAGUAUCUCAAUCUUUGUACAUUUUGGGGGAAUUUUAUUUUUAUUUUCCAUUUACCUUUUUUUAAUGUUUAAUUUGUUUGUUUUUUUUUGUUUUGUUUAUUUUGUUUUUACCUAUUGGGGAGGGUGGGUGAAAGGAACAAUUUUACAAAAAUGUCAAAACAGAUAUGUAUUAUGAUAUGAACCUGGUGCUUGCUUCGUAUAUAUGAAAGUGCGUUCAGUCUACCGUAUGAGAAUGAUACUAAAACAGACUGUUUCUCUUCAAUCACAUUUUAAGAAAUACGACAUUUCUCUUUUUGUACUCAGUGGGGGAGGGGUUCAUACUUUUCUAGGUUGUGACAAAAGGCAUUUUACUUCAACCUUUAAGAAUUCAAGAAUUCCUGAAGUUUAAUUUAACAUUAAAAAUGUCAUGAUUUAAAAUUCAAUCAAUAUAACUGGUUUAGAACAGAGAAUACAUGCAGUUUUGAUUUUCCGAUGUCCAUAUUUUUGAAUUUUCAUAAGUUCCAGAUCAUCAAAAUCAUCUCAAAGCUGGCAAUUUGUCAGGGUAACAUCAUAAUGUUCACUGUAAAUUUAGGAAAAAGUACUUAAUAAGCAAUGCAUGUUGCCUUGGUGAUGAUUCGAGAGAUGUCGUACCGUGAGCUCAGUAUUUGUAGAAGUUUUUGUAGCUUUUAGGCAAUUAUUCACCACGCAGACGGGUUUUUGAAGGAGAAGGAAUGUUCCGGAGAGCGAAUCAUGUUGAAGAGUGACACUCAGAUUGGGGGACCGUCCCCACUCCCCCCGCCGCACCACAUGAACACUUCCCCUUUGUAAAUGACCCUUCAUAGUGAUUGUGACGUAGUGUUAGUAGUACGCAAGCAUUUAAAGGUUGUUCCCUUCAAAGUGCCUUUUGUUCACAGACUCUCAUCUUGUAAAACAUGGAAACUCCCAGUUCUUAAAAUGAGAAAAAAAAAUCCCCCCUUCACCUUUCCCUGUCCCUUUUUUUUCAGGCUUUUCGAAGCCGUAUAUAUAUAUAGUAUAUAGUAAUACAGGAAAUGGAUGUGAUUUAGUUCUUUUUAUUGUACUGAAAAAAAAAUGUAAAGGCAAAAAAAAAAAGCUUCUUCUUCUUUCUGUGUUUCCACAGUGUCUCUCUCUCCCCCUCCCUCUCUCUCUCUCUGUCUCUAUUUGCGUUUUUGGAGGAGUCGUAAAAAGUUGUCCGUCUUCUUUACCCCGUCCUACACCCACCCUCGCCACUUUACUCCCUUACUUUUGAUAGAAGGGUUUAAAAAAAAGAAGAAAAAAAGAGAUGCAGAACCCUUUUAUUUUCUCCUCCACAGCGAAGUAUCCCCCCGUGUCUGUACGCUUCUUAUUGUUAUGCCAUACCGAUCUCUCCCAUUCUACAGCUUCUUCUCCAUUGUACUGCUAGUGUAAGUGAAAUGUGGCCAUUUGGGCUUUGUGGGGUCAGCUCUAGGUAAAGGUUGCUCAUUUGGACUGAUCUAGGGUCAGCUAAACUGAUCUCAGGUCAGUCAUUUAUAGGGGCAACCUAUGCCAUCAUAGUUGGAAAUGUCUCUUUUUUAAUAGGUUGCAAUUUUUGUUGUUGAUGUUUUAUUGCCUUGGGAUAAUAGCUUGUGGUGGGUUGAUGAACAGGAGCAAGAUUUUAUUUUAGAAAGUAAUUAUUUCGACACCAGUGGCUUUGCAGUAAGUGCAGGAUACCGGGGCGAUAUUAUGCAGCUCGAGUAUUUAAAUUAAACUUUUUUUUCUAAUUUAUUUGUUUGUACUUAAAAUUUUGUACUUUAUUUGAAAUUGCUUUGAUGCUUUUCUAUCAGGGUAUGGUCCAGAAGGUUCUCUCCAAGAGAAGACUGGACCUUAAAACUUUACACAAAGCACCUUUCUAUUGUGGAACAGCCAGGCUACUUUUACGAAACCGUUGAUUGAUGACUUGCUACAAGCACCUUAUCGACAGACCGAUGAACAUGAGGCAGAAAACACUUCAGAAUCCUACAAAUGGGUAUUUUUGUUAGUUUUAAAAAAGCUAAACUACAUAGGCUGGUGUUUCUCACAUUUCAGUCACAUUCACUCAAAUCAGUGUCAGUAUUAAUAGUGCGGAACAUGGGAGCCUCUUUUUUACAUAUAUUUUGACAUGAAUAGUUAAAAAAACAAGCCCUAUACUUGCAUAAGUUCAUCCCUAAGCUUUCAAAAAAGCUGCAUCUUACUGCCUCGUGAGAUCUGUCUGUUUUUAAUUUAAAAAAUUGUUUGUUUUGCUUCCGUAAGUUUCUGAGCUGCAGAGCCUUAGGCUAGGAGUAGUAGCUCUACAUACAGAUUUGUACACCAUCUCAUAUUGCGGAUGUGUUUGGUGUAGUAUUAGCACCCCUUAGUGGACCCCCGGUGUUCUGCACAUACUAUAAAAGCUCCAAUUUCAGCUAGCGGCCCCUCAGAGCCCACUGGCAAAUGUGCAUGUGUUAACUACAGAUUCUUUUCCAUUAUAAAGAAAAAAAAACAGUUUGUAAAGAGCAGCAACUGGUUGAAUAAAUGAUGUUCUUGACUGUA